This is a messenger RNA of Myotis lucifugus (little brown bat), 2685 nucleotides long. RefSeq names its product major facilitator superfamily domain containing 6 (gene MFSD6). The record is from RefSeq and is a predicted model, not a curated record. Gene Ontology annotation, biological process: antigen processing and presentation of exogenous peptide antigen via MHC class I. NCBI's taxonomy places the organism in Eukaryota, Metazoa, Chordata, Mammalia, Chiroptera, Vespertilionidae. Bases 221 to 1831 code for a protein of 536 amino acids. Gene Ontology annotation, cellular component: plasma membrane. The transcript is spliced from 3 exons.
AUUCUCGUCAGUGGCUUCCAUUGGGCCCAAAAGAAAUGGUUCCCACACGUUUUUAGUGUCGUCAGGCACUGUGCUGAGCAGGACCUCCCCGCGGGAAACGAUGACGGUGCCCCUCCACUCCCUGCGAUCACCUGUCUUCUCUCCGUUCGGUCACUGUGUCACCCCAAAAUGACCAGCAGCCAACACUGUGAAGUGGCACUUCCGAUGGUGGUGACCAGCCAUGGCGGCCGAUGAUAAAGUGGCCAUCCUCACGGAUGACGAGGAGGAGCAGAAGCGGAAGUACGUGCUCGCUGAUCCUUUCAAUGGCAUUUCCAGGGAGCAGGAGCCGCCGCCUCACGAGACCCCCUCGUCCACAGCCACGGAGGCCGCCCCCGAGGAGGAGGUGGACUGGAUCGAGAGACACUGCGUGAAGAUCAACAACGACCUGCUCAUCUCCAAGGUCUUCUACUUCUUCUUCUACGCCGCGUACGGCUCUCUGUACCCGCUGCUGCCCGUGUACUAUAAGCAGCUGGGGAUGUCCCCCAGCCAGAGCGGGCUGCUGGUGGGCAUCCGCUACUUCAUUGAAUUCUGCAGCGCCCCCUUUUGGGGCGUGGUUGCGGAUCGCUUUAAAAAGGGCAAAAUCGUCCUCCUCUUUUCCCUUCUGUGCUGGGUUUUAUUCAACCUGGGCAUCGGCUUUGUCAAACCCGCGACCUUGAGGUGUGUACCAAAGACUCCCCCAACGGCCCGCCCCGCCAACGCGAGUCACCUGCUAACCCUCCUGCCAGCGAAUUCCUCCUUCCUCUCUUCCCCGACGCCGCCACCGCCACCGAGGCCGCGGGAGAGGAGAGGCCUGCUCCUUGCCAGUGGGCCCACGGCGGCCGGAGACACCGGGCCCAACGUCACGGAGCCUCUCACCUUCCCAACAGCCGUCGACAGGACCAGCGCGCGCACGCUGCCGCUGCCGACCGAGGACGCGACAGACCUCAGCAAGGACCUGACCUUGAUCCCAAGCACGGCAGCCCCUGCCCCCCCGGGGAUUGUCACCAGAGAGCCCACCACUACCAUCGUCACUACCACCAGGGCUUUACCUUCUGACCAGGUCACUCUGGUUUACGACCAACAAGAAGUGGAAGCCAUCUUCCUGGUGAUCCUGGUGGUGGUCAUCAUCGGAGAGUUCUUCAGUGCCUCUUCUGUCACCAUUGUGGACACGGUGACGCUCCAGUACCUGGGCAAACACAGGGACCGCUAUGGGCUGCAGCGCAUGUGGGGCUCCCUGGGCUGGGGCCUGGCCAUGCUGUCCGUGGGCAUCGGGAUCGACUACACCCACAUCGAGGUGCUCGUCCACGGGAAGGGGUGCCGGCCCCCCGAGUACCGCAACUACCAGAUCGUCUUCAUCGUCUUCGGGGUCCUCAUGACCAUGGCCUUGAUCGUGGCCACUCAGUUCCGCUUCCGCUACAACCACUUCAAAAGUGACGAGGGUCGAGGCAAGGAGGUGGAGAUUGCCCCGGUGGAGAGAGGCAGCCCCACCGAGUCCGCCGAGGAGGUGCCCGCCGCGGGCCACGCGCAGGCCGCCAGCUUCUGGGACCUCAUCCGCCUGCUGUGCAGCGUGCAGUACGGCUCCGUGCUCUUCGUGGCCUGGUUCAUGGGCUUUGGCUACGGCUUCGUGUUCACCUUCCUCUACUGGCACCUGGAGGACCUGAACGGGACCACCACCCUCUUCGGGGUGUGCUCCGUGCUGAGCCACGUGUCCGAGCUGACGGCUUAUUUUUUCAGUCACAAGCUCAUUGAGUUGAUCGGCCACAUCAGAAAGAAACGAAAGGAAGGAAGGAGGGAGCCUCACUGGAUUAUCUAAAACCAACAAGCAGAACCUGCUGUGUGCUCUCAGCAAGGAGCCUGGGAGUGAGUGCUCCGAGGCGCGGGAGCACCAGCUGUGGGAGCACCAGCUGCAGGAGCGUGUCACCCUGGGCCUCCGGGGCCCACCCAUCGCGGGCACUAGCGGAGGGGGCGGAAGGGGAUGAAGAGGGUUCUGUUUUCUCAGCCUUCGGUGAUUCUUGGCCACUUGCUGACACACAGACCUCGACCUCCUGGGGUACAGAUGUCUGCUCCGUUCAGUGGGCUGUGGUGUGGCCCCCACAACCCCCACUUCCUGCGAGUUCGUGGAGGAAAACGCUUUUAUCAGUUUCCUGAUUAUGACACGAGUUUCUGUGUUUUUAUCUGCCAUGAACACAUGGGGCAUUUACACAUCCUCCUCCUCCCCCCUAAAUGCUCCAUGGAACCCUUUUAGCUGAAAAAACGAAAUGCCUGGCUCUCCUCUGUGUGGUGUUUCUCCCCCUGGUGUGUCGGUGUGGAGUGGGUGGGGCAGCGCCUGGCUCUCUGAGUCCUGCUUCGUCACUGGCUCUGCAAGGAGCAGCCAGCUCCCCGCCAGGCGCUCUGACCUCACAGGCAAGUCUGGCACGGCUGCUCCUAACGUUGGGAGUUGCCGUAACAGAUAAGGCCACUGUGUGCGUCCGCGUGUACAGGGCAGUCUCUGCACCUGCUGUUCCUGUGAGAAAUCGGGAAGGAGAAACAGACACGGACAAGACUUGAGAAACCCUGAUCUCUCUCUUCAUGUCCCUUUUACUCACUGACGAGAAUAUGUUAUCAUUUAAAGUUUCAACCUCGAACCAUUCUUUUCCCCAAACAACUGUACUUUUUUUUUUCUCCCAU